UCCAGCAACCCGAGCCGCGCCGCGCUGUUGCCUGCCCGACUUUUGAUAAAGCGACCGAGCCAUGGCCAUGCGAAGUGUGCUGUCCCUGGCGGUGUUUGUGCUUCCAGUUGUGGCCUUUGUGGCACCAGCCAACAGUCGGCCAGAGAUGACUCGCGAGGUCCGUGUGACGUUGAGUCCGGAGCCGGUUGUCGAGGCAUCCUCGUCGUGGACCUCCCUGAUGGCGGGAGCCAGCCUUGGCUACGCCGCCGCAGCGGUGGCCGCAGCAUCCAAGGGCCGAAUGGCGAUGAAGGCGGAGAACUCGACCCCAGCAGUGGCCAGGACCCCUGUGGCCUACCCCAUCUUCACCUUUCGCUGGUUGGCGGUUCACGCUCUGGUGGUCCCCACGGUCUUUUUCCUCGGUGCGAUUAGCUCCAUGCAGUUCAUCCAGCGCUGAGUCGACGGUAGGGACGUCUGAAGUCGGUGUGUUUUUUUUCGCAAAAAAAA
Molecule: messenger RNA, 483 nt
Organism: Cladocopium goreaui
Lineage: Eukaryota; Dinophyceae; Suessiales; Symbiodiniaceae
Source: the annotation of a GenBank genome assembly